AUGGUUUGGCGACUUCUUCGUGACAGACUUCCCAAUAAAGACAACUUGGUGAGGCGUCGUGUUCUUCCUAUUGGUGGUGCGGCUUGUGUAUCAGGUUGUGGGCAAUUGGAAACAGCAUCUCAAUUGUUUGUAUCUUGUAACAUUUUUGGUUCUCUUUGGUUUCAUGUAUGGUAUUGGCUGGGUAUUGAUUUUGUUCCUUCAGGUGAUCUUCGUCAACAUUUUAUUCAGUUUACUAAGAUGGCGGGGUUGCCUAGAUCAACUCAUUUGUAUUUCAGGAUUAUUUUGUUUGCCUCUGUUUGGGUUCUUUGGAAUGAAAGGAAUGAUCGUGUAUUCCAAAAUACAGAUUCCGAUCUUUCAACCCUUUUGGCAAAGGUUAAACUAAACUCUUUCUUAUGGGUGAAGUCAAAACAGGGACUUUUUAGCUACAGUUACUAUGACUGGUGGAACCAUCCUCUCCUUUGUAUGGGUGUCCACUUGUAUUAG
Molecule: messenger RNA, 483 nt
Organism: Medicago truncatula (barrel medic)
Lineage: Eukaryota; Viridiplantae; Streptophyta; Magnoliopsida; Fabales; Fabaceae
Exons: 1
Coding region: 1-483 (160 amino acids)
Source: RefSeq, a predicted model, not a curated record